This is a messenger RNA of Urocitellus parryii (Arctic ground squirrel), 5199 nucleotides long. RefSeq names its product junction plakoglobin (gene Jup). Gene Ontology annotation, molecular function: cadherin binding. Lineage: Eukaryota; Metazoa; Chordata; Mammalia; Rodentia; Sciuridae. The record is from RefSeq and is a predicted model, not a curated record. Gene Ontology annotation, biological process: cell adhesion.
GGUCGCGCCUCCCGCGGAGCCCGGGGAGCCUGCCCGACGCCGCGUCCCUGGCUCUCGCCCUGCGCUGGCGGGGAAGACUUUGACCUGCUCCGCCUGCGUUCCGAAGCUCACUCUGCAGUCGGGAAUUGACCGUCUGGGAAACUUGCUGCCGCUGGUCUCUACGGGGCCACCCUCACCCCACCCCACGCGUCAUCCUCGCUUUCCCUCCCUCCCUACUCCCCCAGGCCUGGGUGGGGCCCUAUUGUCUGCGCCCAGCUUGCCCAACUGUGGGGGCCGAGCUCACAUUUUCCCAGCGACGCGGGCCCCACCUGCUGAGCAGCCACCAUGGAGGUAAUGAACCUGAUCGAACAACCCAUCAAGGUGACGGAGUGGCAGCAGACGUACACCUACGACUCAGGCAUCCACUCAGGUGCCAACACCUGUGUGCCCUCCGUCAGCAGCAAGGGUAUCAUGGAGGAGGACGAAGCCUGUGGGCGCCAGUAUACGCUCAAGAAGACCACCACCUACACCCAGGGGGUGCCCCAGAACCAAGGUGAUCUUGAGUACCAGAUAUCCACGACGGCCAGAGCCAAGCGGGUGCGGGAGGCCAUGUGUCCAGGUGUGACAGGCGAGGACAGCUCAUUGCUGUUGGCCACCCAGGUGGAGGGACAGACCACCAACCUGCAGAGACUGGCUGAGCCAUCCCAGCUGCUCAAGUCGGCCAUCGUGCAUCUCAUCAACUACCAGGACGAUGCGGAGCUGGCCACCCGGGCCCUUCCCGAGCUCACCAAACUGCUCAACGAUGAGGACCCGGUGGUGGUGACCAAGGCGGCCAUGAUUGUGAACCAGCUGUCAAAGAAGGAGGCAUCCCGCCGGGCCCUGAUGGGCUCCCCCCAGCUGGUGGCRGCUGUGGUGCGCACCAUGCAGAACACCAGCGACCUGGACACGGCCCGCUGCACCACCAGCAUCCUGCACAACCUCUCCCACCACCGCGAGGGGCUGCUCGCCAUCUUCAAGUCAGGCGGCAUCCCUGCCCUGGUCCGCAUGCUCAGCUCUCCCGUGGAGUCAGUCCUGUUCUACGCCAUCACCACCCUGCACAACCUGCUACUGUACCAGGAGGGUGCCAAGAUGGCAGUGCGCCUGGCAGAUGGGCUGCAGAAGAUGGUGCCCCUGCUCAACAAGAACAACCCAAAGUUCCUGGCCAUCACCACCGACUGCCUGCAGCUCCUGGCCUACGGCAACCAGGAGAGCAAGCUCAUCAUCCUGGCCCAUGGAGGACCCCAGGCACUUGUGCAGAUCAUGCGGAACUAUAGCUAUGAGAAGCUUCUCUGGACCACCAGCCGCGUGCUCAAGGUGCUAUCCGUGUGUCCCAGCAAUAAGCCUGCCAUUGUGGAGGCUGGUGGCAUGCAGGCCCUGGGCAAGCACCUGACCAGCAACAGCCCCCGCCUGGUGCAGAACUGCCUCUGGACCCUGCGUAACCUCUCGGAUGUGGCCACCAAGCAGGAGGGCCUGGAGAGUGUGCUGAAGAUCCUGGUGAACCAGCUGAGUGUGGACGAUGUCAACGUCCUCACCUGUGCCACGGGCACCCUCUCCAACCUGACCUGCAACAACAGCAAGAAUAAGACUCUGGUGACACAGAACAGUGGCGUGGAGGCGCUCAUCCAUGCCAUCCUGCGYGCUGGCGACAAGGAUGACAUCACAGAGCCUGCUGUCUGUGCCCUGCGCCACCUCACCAGCCGCCAUCCUGAGGCYGAGAUGGCUCAGAACUCCGUGCGCCUCAAUUACGGCAUCCCAGCCAUUGUCAAGUUGCUCAACCAGCCAAACCAGUGGCCACUGGUCAAGGCAACCAUCGGUCUUAUCAGGAAUCUGGCCCUGUGCCCGGCCAACCAUGCCCCCCUGCAGGAGGCGGCCGUCAUUCCCCGCCUUGUCCAGCUGCUGGUCAAGGCCCACCAGGAUGCCCAGCGCCACGUGGCUGCAGGCACGCAGCAGCCCUACACCGACGGUGUCAGGAUGGAGGAGAUUGUGGAGGGCUGCACUGGAGCCCUGCACAUCCUCGCCCGGGAUCCCAUGAACCGCAUGGAGAUCUUCCGGCUCAACACCAUCCCCCUGUUUGUGCAGCUCCUGUACUCGUCGGUAGAGAACAUCCAGCGUGUGGCCGCCGGGGUCCUCUGCGAGCUGGCCCAGGACAAGGAGGCAGCCGAUGCCAUUGAUGCCGAGGGGGCCUCUGCCCCUCUCAUGGAGCUUCUGCACUCUCGCAACGAGGGCACUGCCACCUAUGCUGCCGCUGUCCUGUUCCGAAUCUCUGAGGACAAGAACCCAGAUUACCGCAAGCGCGUGUCCGUGGAGCUCACCAACUCCCUCUUCAAGCACGACCCCGCCGCCUGGGAGGCUGCCCAGAGCAUGAUCCCCAUCAAUGAACCCUAUGCUGAUGACAUGGAUGCCACCUACCGCCCCAUGUACUCCAGCGAUGUCCCGCUUGACCCUCUGGAGAUGCACAUGGACAUGGAUGGGGACUACCCCAUUGACACCUACAGCGACGGCCUCAGGCCCCCCUACCCCACUGCGGACCACAUGCUGGCCUAGCUGGCCCCACCCAGUACGGCACCUGCUGCCUCACGGCCCUACGCCUGCUCACAGGCUGCCGAGGUGCCUGUUUCUCCCUCUCAUGAACCUCCUUCUGAUGGGAGCCCUCCAUUUUCUCUGCUGAAACCUUGGCUUCUGUUUCGGGGGGAAGGAGUAUGGGAGCCCCUUGCCGCUGAGCUUCCCAAAGUAAGGCAUGCUCUGGCUGCCUCCUCCUUGUACCUUUGCUUGGGGCUGGAGUCCUGCUCCUUCCAGCCUCUUCUUUCUAAGGAAAGACAACUGGCCCUUCUGGGGUGGUGGGCGAGUGUCAUGGGAGUGGCCUGAGCUUCUGGGGGACACCCAGUCCCUGGUCCCUGGGUCUGUGCCCCUGRCAGAUGCGGUUCCUCGCCUGAGAGGCUCUUGUGCAGGUGAUGGGGUGAGACAGAAAAGUGCCUGAGCCGUGGGAGCCCGGGCUGUGACUUCCUGCUGGACUCCACGCCUUCCGAAGUCCUCCCAGGGUUUCUUGGGAUGGUGUUCUGCCCCUGCUUUUCUGUCCUGGGCUGUGGGUUCAGGGCCCGCCUGACCUCCCUGCCCCACUUCUGUGGCCGUGGCCGCUAAAGCUUUAGAUUCAGCCGCCCACCCUGUGUCUCCCAGCAGCCCUCCUGACCUGUUURUCCCCAGUUGCCUGGACCCUUCUCUGGGUCAGGUUUUCUCACCAAACUCCCCUGACCCACUGCUCUGAGGCCCCAGGGUCUCCAGGACCCAGGCUCAGGGCCCAAACCCCUGAAAUCCAAAGCUUCUUUUGAAAAAUUCAGGGACCUUCCAGGGAGACAGGAUGGAGAUGCAGAAAGUGAAUCCCCUACUCUAACGGACGUCCACCGAUCUCUCUAGGAUCCUAAAUUGGCUUCUGCCCCUCCUGGAGAAGCUCUGGGGACAUCUCCCACCCUGACCCCCCCACUGCCCCAGCUGACCCCCAGAAGUGCUCUUGCUGACCCCUCUGGUGUGCGGUGAGGGGCUUUCUCUUCCCUUCCAGUUUCAGACUCCCCUACCAUUCCUUGCACAUGGGUAUGGGAGGGURGCAGGGGUCCCAGCCGAGAGUGUAUUAUUAUCGCUUUAUGUUUUUGGUUAUUGGUUGUUUUUGUAUAGACCAAAGCAAAGAAAAUAAAAGUAACACACAGAUCCGGUGGGAACCACUUAGGGGUGGGGUAUGGGGAAGACAGGAGAGGAGGGGCCUUUCCUGUUUCCCUCCUUGUCUGGACCCUUGUGUCCUUGUGGCUGCCUGAGGUGUGGGAAAGACAGGGCAGGAACCAUGGGGGAGAAGGGAGUGUUGGAGGAGUCAGUUUAAUCCCCACACAGCUGCAGGGCUGCAGCUUAGAACCUUCCAAGGCGAGGACAGGGCAAGACAUGUCAGGGGUGAGUCCCGCCCUCAGGGACGCCAGGCCUUGKUCCUCUCUAAUGGCAAGCUCCUUUCUGGCCUCUGCCUCCAGCCCUGCUUUGUGUGCAGAUAUUGUGCUCCCUGUGGCCUCCGGCUUGGUUCUCUGCCCCUCUGGUCUGCAGUGGGCCCUCCCCAGCUCCUGCCUACUCCCCACUGUGUCCCCUGCUGCCAGCUCUGCCCUCAACCAUGUGGUGCCAGCGGGCAUCUUCUAUGCUGUCUCCUGCUACCUGGUCUUUGCUUGUGCACCCCCACCUGCCUGGCCUGCCUUCCCCUUCUCAUCCAGUGGCAUGUGACCCCAGGAACAACCCCAGACUGAGCUGUGCACCUUUUCUUCCAUGCUCCCUGGUGGUACAGACUGUCAUUUCACCCGUCACGUUGGUCUGUUAGCUUUACGUUGACAGUUCCCCACCCACAGUGCUGGGUUCUUUCUGAGGUGGGCUGGUCCCAAGGCACCCGGCACACCUGAGACCAGGAGGUACUUGUGGCUGCGCUUGCAGGGCGGGGUGCCUGCUUUCUACACCUGGCUGGAGUCKGUCAGGGCUGGCUGGGCCAUGGAGCCUCAGUGGGAUGGGGUGCUGGACCAGAGGCAGGCAGCCUGGUUAGGAGGUGGCAGGAUGGUCCAAGCACAGGGGAUGACACACUGAGCUGAGCUCUGCUGACAAGAACCUUUGGAGGGGAGAGGGGACAUAGUGUUCAGGGGCCAAAAGGAGGGAAUUAACAGUGCUUAUUAUCUGUACUCCAUGUUCAGGACUUCGGCAGAAAACACCUGAAUUGGGAAAUUUGUGAACUUGGUAGAGGGACAAUCUACAAAUAUGUGGGUGGUAUAGUAUAGAGCCAGGAAGAGGACAGUACCCUGGGCUAGUUACCGUGGCCUCACCAGCUGGAGCCUGAGGCAGGAAGUGGGGAAUGUGUACUGGGAGCAGGACCCUGAGGAUGAGGCUCCUGACAGGAAGCUGUGACCUCAAUUCCUCCUGCUGGUGAUUGCUGUUGGCCAAACUCAGGCAGAAACCAGAAAGCCCAGCRCAGCGUGGAGAAGAGCUGGAGAGACCAAAAAAGACACCCAGCCAACUACCACCCCAUCUUUCCAAAAGAGGACUCGCUGUUGAAAGGAUUAAGCCUCCUAACAGAAAAUGGAGGCAAGGGAAGGGAGGGGGCAGGAAGCAGCUGCAUGUCGAAGGUUGAUUCUACCCAUGAUCAAGCUUCACAYGAGGCUCUGAGCUUCCUGG